Eremothecium cymbalariae DBVPG#7215 is the source of this 1524-nucleotide messenger RNA. It is a transcript of the gene RNT1, whose product is annotated as ribonuclease III. The record is from RefSeq and is a predicted model, not a curated record. Gene Ontology annotation, cellular component: nucleus. Gene Ontology annotation, molecular function: ribonuclease III activity; double-stranded RNA binding. Lineage: Eukaryota; Fungi; Ascomycota; Saccharomycetes; Saccharomycetales; Saccharomycetaceae. The transcript has a single exon. Gene Ontology annotation, biological process: rRNA processing; regulation of gene expression; primary miRNA processing. Bases 1 to 1524 code for a protein of 507 amino acids.
AUGGGUAGAAAGAAAGUUAGUUGUUCGGUUCCUCGUGGUAAAACAUAUUCCCGGCACGGCACUUUCAAUAAAAAAAACAUCGAGAGCAAUCGUGAUCAUAAUACUAGUAAUUACCUUAAGAUCAAUGAGGAUAACGUGAUUGAUCUAAGCUCUAGGAGCGAAGCAUACCGUGUAAUUCAAUCCCGAAAACCAAGUCAAACCUAUAGCAUCCAUAACAACAUGUCAAACGAGGAAGGUAUUGAAGGAACUGUCGCAAAAGUUGACACUGGACGGUAUCAAUAUUCUCAAAUCUUACAAUUGGAGCAUGCUAUUUCUAAUAUCAUAGAAUCGCUGAAUCGGAUUAUAAACAUGUCACCAAAUUUCAAGACUUACUUGGAAAAUCUAAAUGACGAACAUACCCCUACUGAAUUUUUACCGAGUUUCGCACGAUACCAACUUAAAUGUGCAGCUGAGUUAAAAACUUUAUAUCAAUUAGGAAAAUUCCCAAGUUUCAACGAACUAAUGAAUUACGAAUGCAAAUUUUCCCCAACAGAAAAACUCCCAAUAUUCUCUAAUUUAACCGAGGAAGACAUUGAUGGACUAUCAAGCCAAGUUGAGGACGAAGAGGAAGAUGAUGAUUAUAUUCCUACCGCAGUUAGCACUGAGGUUAUUAGUAAUUCUAAUACAAAGGAAGCACCUCAAUUAACGGGAUAUGAAAACAAAUGGCCUCCCGAAUUACCUGAAAUCAAGAAUCCUGCCAUAAAAGCUCGUGUUUUCACUCAUAGGUCUAUGAUAAAUGAUAAACUAUAUCUAUCUGAAGCUGCGAUGAUUAAAGCACAUAAUGAAAGAUUAGAAUUUCUUGGGGACUCUAUUUUGAACACAACAAUGACUAUGAUUAUUUACAACAAGUUCCCUAGUUUUAAUGAAGGUCGAUUAUCUCAAUUAAGAAUGAAGUUGAUUAACAAUGAGAGGUUGAAGGAAUGGUCUUUUAUGUAUCGUCUUCCAAGUAUGCUUAAAACAAAUGUAGAAACCAUAAACAACACUCCAGAUUUCCUAAAUGGAAAGCUGAAGCUCUAUGCAGACGUGUUUGAGGCUUAUAUUGGGGGUUUAAUUGAAGACGAUCCCAAGAAGAAUCUACCCAAAGUUAGAAAGUGGUUGGCCGCGUUAUCGGAACCAGUAAUCCAAACUGAAAUGGAGAAUGACGUUAUCCUAGAAAACACUGAUGAAGUUGAUGUGAACGCAAAGAAGACCUUGUAUUCAUUAAUUGGCUACGCAGCUUUGAAUCUACAUUACCACCCAGUUCACAGACCCACUACCAAUGCUCCGUAUGCCAUUGUCGAGUGCAGAGUUAAGAACGGAGUUGUGCUGGGCAGUGGUAAGGGAAAAAAUGUCAAAAUUGCUGGAAUGCGAGCUGCUCAGGUUGUUCUGUCAGAUAAAGCCCUAGUCGAUAAAUAUGCUGCCGAGAGAGCUGCAAUCCCAAGGGAAGAAUCUGUAGUUAAAGAAGUAAGCGAUUUCAAGCGUAAGGAUAACAAAAUAAACUUUUAG